Messenger RNA from Erigeron canadensis, 1568 nucleotides. Its product is annotated as malonyl-coenzyme A:anthocyanin 3-O-glucoside-6''-O-malonyltransferase-like. NCBI's taxonomy places the organism in Eukaryota, Viridiplantae, Streptophyta, Magnoliopsida, Asterales, Asteraceae. The transcript has a single exon. Bases 37 to 1476 code for a protein of 479 amino acids. The record is from RefSeq and is a predicted model, not a curated record.
UAUACAACUUAGUUAGCUCAGUAGAUUAUAUUCGCAAUGCAUGCAUCAUCAGAUCAGAUGGCUUCUCAUCAACCGAUCUUAACUGUUCUUCACCAGUCCCAAGUAUCACCUCCUCCGGCCACUAUAGGCAACGCGUCGUUGCCUCUGACUUCGUUUGACAUAUUAUUCCUUCUUCGGCCCCCAAUUCACCAUGUUUUCUUCUAUGAACUAUCGCCAAUCACUAAACAUGAUUUCAUCGAAACUAUAGUUCCGAAACUUAAACACUCGUUAUCAAUCACCCUUCAACAUUUUUUCCCUUUUGCUGGUAACUUAAUCGUGUACCGUGCUAGUACUACUAGUGCUACCGAACCCCAAAUCCGCUAUGUUGAAGGCGAGGAUUCCGUCGAGGUAACUUGUGCAGAGUGUAAUCUUGAUUUCAAAGAUCUUACAGGAAACCACCCUAGAAACUGUGAUAAGUUUCACCAUCUUAUACCACCACUCGGAGACUAUUCUAAACUACUCGUAUCUGAUGAUUACAUAAUAAAGAUCCCAGUCUUUUCGCUUCAGAUUACGCUUUUCCCUGACCAUGGUUUCUCUCUUGGAAUGACUAGCCACCAUUGCCUAGGUGAUGCUAGCACUCAUUUUUGUUUCUUGGAAGCGUGGACAACAAUUGCUAGAUGCGGCGACACAGAUAAUAAGUUAUUCUUAAGGUUGCCAAUUUAUGAAAGAGUAGUUCAUAAUUACCCUGAACUAGAUGAAAGGUUUUCAAAGGGAGCCAAAGUGGAAACUCUUUUUAACGGCGGCUAUCAACCACCUGACCUAUCUAGUAGUGCGAAGAAUAAAGUGCGUGGCACGUUUGUGUUGCCACGCACUAUUAUUGAUCAAAUGAAGAAAAAGGUUUGGACCCAAGAGCCAAGAAUACCAUAUGUAUCAUCCGUUACGGUUACAUGUGCUUAUCUAUGGCGUUGCAUUGCAAAAUCGCGCGAGGAUGAGUUAGAAUUGUUUGCUAUUUUGAUAGAUUGUAAGACACGCUUGGCGGAUAAACCCAUCCCAGAGGCGUAUUUUGGUAAUUGUAUUCUAGGUAGUUUCACGUUAGCAAAAACCACUCUUCUAACCGGAGAUGACGGGUUUAUAAAUGCUGCAAGGUUGCUCGGAGAGAAUCUACAUAACAUGUUAACUGAUAAAGAUGGUAUAGUGGCACAUAGAAUCCGAAUGAUGGAAGAUAAUUCAUCCGCCGGCCGGAUGAUGCCAACAACCAUAAUUGGGGUUUCCGGAUCACCAAAGCUCAAAUUUUAUGAUUUGGAUUUCGGAUGGGGGAAACCCAAAAAGCAAGAAAUUGUUUCCCUUGAUUAUGAUGGAUCCAUAUCGAUUGACACCUGCAAAGAUUCGGACCAUGACUUGGAGAUUGGUGUUUGCCUUACAACUACUGAAAUGCAAACUUUUGUUCGUACCUUCAACCAAGGAUUACAACACUAUCGAUCUUUAGUACGUACGUAGAUUUCCCAAGUUAUUACUUUUAGUAACAAAUUAAAAAUUUUGUCAGAUUUUUAUGUGUGUAAAAAUAUAUAAAAAUAAACAUUGUGUAUAAA